This is a messenger RNA of Vicia faba (fava bean), 1074 nucleotides long. The record is from the annotation of a GenBank genome assembly. NCBI's taxonomy places the organism in Eukaryota, Viridiplantae, Streptophyta, Magnoliopsida, Fabales, Fabaceae.
AUGGCUUCCAAGCGCAUCUUGAAGGAGCUCAAGAACUUGCAGAAGGAUCCACCUACGUCCUCCAGCGCAGGUCCGGUUGCUGAAGACAUGUUUCAUUGGAAAGCAACUAUUAUGGGUCCGGCGGAUAGUCCGUAUGCUGGAGAAGUUGAGUUUUUUUUCGUUGAACAAGACGCUGCGUCAGUUUCUGUUCCCGAUGUUAAUGGCUAUUAUGCUCUUCAAUGGGUUUCUCUCAAUAACUUCCAUGAAAUUACUCACUAUCUCAUUCAGCACGGUGGUGAUGUCAAUGCUAAAGACAACAUGCAACAAACUGCUUUACAUUGGGCAGCAGUUCGUGGUUCAGUUGCAGCUGCUGAUGUGCUCUUGGAGAAUGGUGCUCGGGUUGGAGCUGCUGAUAUCAAUGGAUACUGGGCAGUUCAUGUUGCUGCACAGUAUGGACAAACAGCUUUCUUAAAUCACGUUGUUGUAAAAUACCAUGCUGAUUUUGAUGUGCCCGAUAAUGAUGGAAGGAGCCCUCUACAUUGGGCUGCAUAUAAGGGAUAUGCUGAUACAAUAAGAUUUCUUCUAUUUAGAGAUGCGAGUCAAGGAAGACAAGAUAAAGAUGGUUGUACCCCGUUGCAUUGGGCAGCAUUGAGGGGACAUUCAGAGGCGUGUGCUGUGCUUGUGCAUGCUGGAACAAAGGAAGAAUUGAUGGUGAAGGACAAUGUUGGAUUCACUCCUAUACAACUUGCAUAUGAUAAAGGACACAACUACACCAACAACACCAACAGCUACGCCGUGCCUUUUGAAGAAGAUGAAAAAGAUCCUAGCAUUUGGUUUCUCGAUCAUAAUUAUCAUGAAUCAAUGUUCUCCAUGUUUAAGAGAAUCAAUGCUAAGGAGCAUGUUGUAGGGUGGUAUAGUACUGGAACGAAGUUGAAAGAAAAUGAUCUUGACAUUCAUGGUUUAUUCAAUGACUAUGUUCCAAAUCCUGUUUUGGUUAUAAUUGAUGUCGAACCUAAGGAGCUGGGAAUUCCUACUAAAGCUUACUAUGCUGUUGAAGAGGUCAAAGAGAAUGCCACUCAGGUUAGUUUUAAUUAG